AUGCUCCCCCAUCCUUCAUCACUCCGUUCCGUCCUUUCCUUGCGAUGUCUGUUCAACGGGUAUGGCCCGCGUCUCCGGCCGUCCAGAGAACAGACUAUCCUACCAAGAGCCGUACGGCGCUCCUCACAACCACGUUCCGAGUGCCACUGCCGGCCAGAAACUACCCUUGUAGAAUACUUCGUCAGAAUGACACUCUGACGGCUUUUCCAGCCAAUCAGAGGAGGGUAACAUCGCGCGCGAUUGACGGUCGGGAUUGGUCGAGAAAUAGCGUUCGGGGUGGCGGAGGUGAGAGGAAGAGCCCGCCGUUCGGAAGGGAAAGAGGGGAAGGGGAACGUACCGGUACGGAGGGGCGGAAUGCGGUAGGGGAGGGGCGAAGAGGGACACUGUGGGAGAGGGGAGGAAGGGACAGAGACGAUUUGCCAGGGAGUGCGGUGUGGUGCAGAGAGGCAGGAGAGGGAAGGGAAGCGGUAGAGAGGAGACAGUUGGGCGGGGGACGAGGGGCCGAAAGUCGGCCGAAAGGCAGCAGUGGCAUCGGUCGAAAGCCUUCCGGUGUGAAUGCGUGGGUGGCUUCUUCGUGGGAGAGCAGAGGAAAUGGCGAAUCUAGAUCAGAUGCAGCUGAGGGAAGAGAUAAGGGAGGGGGGCAGAGGGGGGGGAGCAGUAGAGUGGACACGUGGGUGGCACCAUCGUGGGAAAGGAAAGGGAGCAGAACGGAGGAUGCGCCGGGGAGGGGGGCAGAACGGGGAAGAGAAUCAAGCGGGGGGCUGGGGGGAAGGAGCGGGAGAGGUUGGGGGGAGAGGGCGAAGAUCCUGAGGAGGGAGGAGGAGGAAGCGGAGAGAGGGAGGCAGGAAGGGGUCGUUUAAAUGAGCAGUAUCCCUGGCAGGAUCCGCGAGUCAGUGAAUCAUUAUUUGAAUCGUCAGGUGAAUCGUCAGGUGAAUCGUCAGGUGAAACAUCACGUGAAGAAUUGCCGUCUGGUGACCAAUCAGCGUCCACAGCGGUGCAAGUGCUGGCAACAACAGGCGAGCUAACAGCAGCAACCGCAGCAGCAGAAGAAGAAGCAGCAGCAGAUGUGGCUUUAAGUACUUCUGCAGCAAGGGACAGCAUGCGGACAGGGGGGACUGCUGGUCACCCAGACGCUCAGCAAGGGAAAGCCUGGGCUAUUGCACAAACCACUGCAGCCCAUCCCAAAAAGUCUACUCCAAUCAGUCAGAAAGUGCAGGGUCUGGGCCUGCAUGGUGGUGGGUUGGCAUUGAGCCACGGUGGGCUGGCAGGGCCUUCAAGCAGCCAGGAGCAGUGGCCGUGGGAGGAAGGCGGGGCAGAGGACAGAGGAAGAGAGGGGGUAGGUACCUGGGGAGAAAGUGGAAGGGGAGGAGACGGAAAGGGAGAAGGCAGCAAGGAAGAGGGCGCAGUUGACAAGCACGAACGGAGGCCUAUAAAGGCUACGGAAGAGUUGAGGCCAUUGAGCGAGAGAGCAUUUGAUGAGAGAAGGUUGCUGAGGGGAGAAGCAGCUACGCAAGUAGUUGACUCUUGGGGAGCGCAUGGUGCUCCUGCUGUGUUUUCUGAUCGCAGUGCUGCUGCUGAUGGUGGUGUUAAGAGUGUGUCCAACGGGACGAAAGCUGUCAGCUAUGGUAGCACCAGGAGCAGCAGCAGCAGCAGGAGUUCAGAUCGUAGCGGCAGCCCAAGUCGCACACUGGAGUCUUCUAAGCGUCCAAUGCUGAAGUUCUCUGACAACGGCAUCCCUGACUUGCCGCCUCCAAGCAGCAGCAGCCUGGAAGUUUCCCGAGACAGCCCUGUGGCCCGAGCGCUGCAGGAGAGGCGCAAGGUGGUGAAGGCAGCGCUGAUGUCAGCAUUCAUCGAGGUGAAACUGGGGAAGGUGUAUUCCAGGGAGCUGAUCCGGCACCUACCUGCCUUCAUCGACCAU
Molecule: messenger RNA, 1918 nt
Organism: Closterium sp. NIES-67
Lineage: Eukaryota; Viridiplantae; Streptophyta; Zygnematophyceae; Desmidiales; Closteriaceae
Source: the annotation of a GenBank genome assembly